Drosophila novamexicana is the source of this 3077-nucleotide messenger RNA. It is a transcript of the gene SuUR, whose product is annotated as protein suppressor of underreplication. NCBI's taxonomy places the organism in Eukaryota, Metazoa, Arthropoda, Insecta, Diptera, Drosophilidae. Bases 25 to 3072 code for a protein of 1015 amino acids. Gene Ontology annotation, molecular function: ATP-dependent chromatin remodeler activity; ATP binding. The record is from RefSeq and is a predicted model, not a curated record. The transcript has 4 exons.
UAAAAAAAGGCUAAUACCAGGCAAAUGUAUCACUUUGUCUCAGAACAAACAGCGGAACUGCGCCUCUCUGAGAAUGUGCUUAUUUCCAGCCAUACGACACAGUACCUGAAGUGCUUUCAACUGGAAGCUGUGCGUUUUCUAUAUGAACGGCUGUCCAAACAAGAAUUUAGCAUAUUUAACGAUGAGAGCGGCUUGGGCAAAAGUGCGCCAGUUGUGGCACUGCUAAAUGGCCUGGGAGUAUCCAAAAAGACAUUAAUUGUGUUGCAGAACGAUGAGCAGUUGCUGGCUGGCUGGCAGUUUCACUUGGGCGUCCUAUCCGACCUGCCCGUGUGCGUUAUAAAGGACGUCAAUGACAGUACGGAUUCGGCGCAUAGCGUUUAUCUAAGCAAAUGGAGCGUUCUACGCAGCAUUGGCGAUCUCAGCAAGCUGAACUUUGACUACAUCAUUGUCGAUCAUCGCGGCUAUACAUUAAAUAACAACUUUUGCACUUCCAUGCUUCUCAAGCAAUUCGAGCACAAAGUGAACAUUGUGAUCUCUAGUGUGGACAUAACGUCUGACGUGAAGUUGCUGUACAAUGUGAUGAGCCUGGGUGGCUGCCUGGAACAUCAGCACAAGAGCUUCCGCAGUUUUGAGCGCAAGUUCCAUCUGCCCGCUGUUAAGGAGGUGCUGAGCAAACGUGUCGAUCUUGAGGAGUACUACAAACAGCGGGGUGUUCUUGGCGAAUACAUCAAAGACUUUCGCCUGCGACGUUAUCGCCAUCAGUUUGAUUCAUAUCUACCACUUGUCACACCCGAACAAUACAAGAGGAACUUAACUCUUUGGCUGGGACAAAACAAUAGCAAUAGUAUACUAAGUGGCUCAACUAUAGAUUCGACUUCCACAGGAGGCACCGAUGAAAUUCUCGAGUGUCUGAUGAGCACGAAACGGGAUAGACAAUUGGCACCGAGUCAGCAAAUGGAUCCAGACAAAAUAUCGCUGUCUGAGCACAGUGAUGAAGUAAUAGCAAUGGAGCCUUUGGUUUUCGAAAUGUCCGAAUCGGAGCCCGAGGUGGUACCCACAGAAGUGACAGGUGCACAUGCCAAGGAGUCAAACACUAAUGUGGUGUUGCUCUCCAGCGAUGAUUGUGAGAUAGUCACGCCGAAAAUCAGACAGACACAUUCGGCUCUAAGAGCAACAAAUUCACAAACAGCCAAAACCAAGCGAAAAUACACAAAACGUGCACAGACUGCAAAGCCACCGAAGCUCACUGAUUCAGAGUCAGAGGAGCAGCCCCCAACCCCGAAAAUAAAGGGGAAAAAGCUUAAUGUUAGAUUAAGUCGUGUAUGCUUGCCCCAAAAGGAUCAAAACGUAAUAGCAGCAACUAAUUCGGCCAAACCAAAAGAUCAGGCGGCAAAACCAGAGCAUGAAGUAUCUAAAAAGCCGCCCGAAGAGACAACACCAUUAGAAAUCAAGUCGUUGCGUGCUAAACCUAAUAACAAGGCAAAGCUUGACCCACCUGUACAAACAACGCCUGAGCCGCAUACGCCUAAAGAUGAUAAACCUAAACCCUUGCCAAUCACGCCCAAGACCGAGCCCAGGUCUAAACGCUCUGAUGUAAAUAUUUUAACUGGGGUGCAACUUAGAGAGACGCGUGGAAUGCAAAGAAUGACGCGUUCCGCGGAUGCACGGCCGUACAGCAAAUACAUGGGCCUCAGGAGGGCAUUGGACUACGAUAAGAAAGGCACACCCAAAAGGAAACGCAACUCGGACACUAAUCAAACGCCCACAACUAGCAAGCUCAAAAAAGAGGAAGCAGUGGUAAAACAAGAGGUCACAGUCAUGGCUAAAAAGUCAAAGACAACACCAACUAAAGAAAAACCGAAAACUAAAAAGAUAGGGCGACCGCCGAAGAGAAAAUUGUCCAAAGAACCGACAUCUUUACCUAGCAAUAAAAGGAGGGGAAAGAUCAGUGAAGUAACCGUGAAGUCUGUGCCAGCUGCCACGCCAGAGCUACUAAGCUCCGGUUCCCUGCAGUCCGAUAAUUCAUAUUUGCAAUGCGCACAAAAGCUGCCAGAGAACCUCGCCGAGCUCGGAUCCUUGGAGCUGCCCCAGUUUCGUGUACCGCACGUGCCGCCGGCAACUCCACUCAUGUUGCCCAUCCCUUUGAAUUUGUUUAGUGACUCGGAAGUGGCUAUCGCACCUAGUCCCCAACAAAAGUCAGAUGUAGUGGUCAUCAACAGCUCGCAUGACGAGAGCUCGCAGCCAUCUGCUAAACAAUCACAAAGCCGACGCACUCGAGCAUUAAAGAGAAAGCGCCCAGUUCCCUCCAAGGAGCAACAGUCGCAGCCCACCACCUCAAGUUUUGGUAUGUUGCUAGCACAGCAGCGCGGAUCGGUCAACAAAUCUCCUGACAUAUUUAGCAACUGCUCCGAUUUAUCGCAGCUCACGCUGGCACAGCCUGUGCCUUCAGUUUCACCGUUUGAGGGCUUCAAGAUCUUUGGCUCUGAAGUAAAGCAGCUUCAGCAGCAGCACGCCAAAACACAAUCGGGCAUGCCGGUUAAAAAGAAGCGCGAACGCUCCUGCCUGGACAUUCUGGAGCAAAUGUUUGAGCCGCAAAAGACUAAGGAUAGCGACCUAGGUGUUCAAUUAUUGCCGAAUUUGCCCAGCCCCAAGCAACAGCUGCCGCCUCGACGCUUCACUUUGCUGGAUGAUGACAUCUUUGAGAUAACUAAUAAUGGCGAAUUCGGCAGUCGGCUGCGUCUCGACUCCAUGGGGAAUGUGUCGCCCGUGCAGCAGCAACAGUCACAGCCUCAGCGCAACAAAAUUACUAACUAUUUGAUUAGCUCCGGCGGCACUCCAGAGGAUGCUGGCCAGCGAACUCAAGCCAGUCAAGUGCUGCGCAAGUCACCCAAAGGCAUCAAGUCCACGCAGUCCACGAAACUGACACGUUGGUUUGCCACCGCAGCCGCGGUGUCAGGGGAAUCCCAAAGUGCGCCUAGUACGCCUGUAGUGCCAGCCGACAAAAUGGCGCGCGCUCGGAUGGCACGCAGUGGUGGAGCUGGAAAACGCAAGCGACUGGAGCUCGAUAAGUGAGAUGC